GUUCCGGAGUGUUCCAGAAGAAGGCGCGCGGGGUGGAGCGAGGGUUCUAGAACGCGAGGACAGAGCGCGCGCGCGGCUGCUGCAGCACAGCGGGGGAGUAAACAAGUCGACAAACAAACACAAAUAAGUAAAUAAUCGCCAUGACGACCAUCGACUACAGCGUGUGGGACCAUAUCGAGGUCUCGGACGAUGAGGACGACACGCACCCCAACAUCGACACACCGAGCCUGUUCAGGUGGCGGCACCAGGCUCGCGUGGAGCGCAUGGAGGCCUGCCACAAGAAGGGCGAGGACCUGGAAAGGAACCUGACGGAGAGUCGAAGGAAGCUGCAGGAGGCUCAGAAGAAGGUCCAGGAGCUCUCGCUCCUAAACACUGAGGAGGCCAAGAAGCAGCUAGUCAAAGCCCAGGAGGAGGAGAAGCGGCUGAAGAAGGAGGAAAGGAGCUGCGAGAAGAAGCUGGAGGAGCACCAGCGGGAGGAGAGGAAGAUGCCCUGGAACGUAGACACACUCAGCAGAGAUGGCUUCAGCAAGAGCGUGCUGAACGUGAAGCCUGAAGUGAAGGAGGAGACGGAGGAGGAGAAAGAAGAGAAGCACAAAACCUUCGUGGAAAAAUACGAGAAACAGAUCAAACACUUCGGGAUGCUGCGCCGCUGGGACGACAGUCAGAAGUACCUGUCUGAUAACCCUCACCUGGUCUGUGAGGAAACCGCAAACUACCUGGUGAUCAUGUGCAUCGACUUGGAGGUGGAGGAGAAACACGCGCUGAUGGAGCAGGUGGCUCACCAGACCAUCGUAAUGCAGUUCAUCCUGGAGCUCGCCAAGAGUCUGAAGGUGGACCCCCGAGGCUGCUUCCGCCAGUUCUUCACCAAGAUCAAGACUGCGGAUCAGCAGUAUCAGGACGCCUUUAACGACGAGCUGGAGUCGUUUAAGGAGCGCGUCCGCGGCCGAGCCAAGGUCCGCAUCGAGAAGGCCAUGAAGGAGUACGAGGAGGAGGAACGGCAGAAACGCCUCGGCCCCGGAGGACUGGACCCAGUGGAUGUGUACGACUCCCUGCCCAUGGAGAUGCAGAAGUGUUUUGAUGAGAAAGACAUUCAGAUGCUGCAGGAGACCAUCAGCAAAAUGGAUCCCACGGAGGCGAAGUACCACAUGAAGCGCUGUAUUGACUCCGGGCUGUGGGUGCCCAACUCUCGGACGGAUGACGACGCGGAGAAAGAGGAGAAGGAGGAGGAGCCUCAGUACGAGGAAGUGAAGAAGGAGACGAGUGAUGGACAGGACGAAUCAGACUCUAAAUAAACGACAAUACACACGACAUUCAUAACUUUCAACACGUAACCAUGUUCAACAUCUCUAAACCCCCCAACACUGCUCCGCCUUUAGUACCUCCUCUAAACCCCCCAACACUGCUCCGCCUUUAGUACCUCCUCUAAACCCCCCAACACUGGUCCGCCUUUAGUACCUCCUCUAAACCCCCCCAACACUGCUCCGCCUUUAGUAACUCCUCUAAACCUGACCCCAACACUGCUCCGCCUUUAGUAACUCCUCUAAACCUGACCCCAACACUGCUCCGCCUUUAGUAACUCCUCUAAACCUGACCCCAACACUGCUCCGCCUUUAGUAACUCCUCUAAACCUGACCCCAACACUGCUCCGCCUUUAGUAACUCCUCUAAACCUGACCCCAACACUGCUCCGCCUUUAGUAACUCCUCUAAACCUGCCCCACAACACUGCUCCGCCUUUAGUAACUCCUCUAAACCUGACCCCAACACUGCUCCGCCUUUAGUAACUCCUCUAAACCUGACCCCAACACUGCUCCGCCUUUAGUAACUCCUCUAAACCUGACCCCAACACUGCUCCGCCUUUAGUAACUCCUCUAAACCUGACCCCAACACUGCUCCGCCUUUAGUAACUCCUCUAAACCUGACCCCAACACUGCCCCACCCUCAGUAUUUUCUAAGUCCCGCCCCAGCGCUUACCUGUCCUCAGUACCUUCUCUAAGCCCCGCCCCAGCACUGUUGCAGUCUCCCACAAUCCCCCUCAUUUCAUUAUUUUUUUUUUCCCCUCCAAAGCUGCUCAGCUGUUGUGAUUAGUGCUGAUUAAAGAGUUCUAAGAGAGUAUUAGAGGUUGGAGGUUAAUUGGCCCCGCCCCUGACCGCUGCAUGCUGAUGGUCGUUACUGACGGAGUAACUAUGGUUUAGAAGUAAUUCUGCUCGUUAGUCAUUAAAGCGCUCGGAGGCCAUGAUCAGCCUUCGCUGCACACAGACGGUAACAUGAACACGCAGAGGAGUGAGCGGUUCUUUCGCUGGUUCCGUCACCCUGUUGUACAAAAAGUGCUCGUUUAUUUUUGUUUGUCUGCUCUGAUGUUCGUCUUCAGACGUCAGUGGCAGUUUUUUAGUUUGGUCUUUUUUCAGUCAGACGUUUAUAUUCAAUUUCUCUCUUAUUUUUACUAGUUUGUGUUGCUGAGUAAAGGUCUGUUGUAAACACUU
This is a messenger RNA of Pygocentrus nattereri (red-bellied piranha), 2481 nucleotides long. It is a transcript of the gene cdc37, whose product is annotated as cell division cycle 37 homolog (S. cerevisiae). Lineage: Eukaryota; Metazoa; Chordata; Actinopteri; Characiformes; Serrasalmidae. The record is from RefSeq and is a predicted model, not a curated record. Gene Ontology annotation, molecular function: protein kinase binding; heat shock protein binding; protein-folding chaperone binding. Gene Ontology annotation, biological process: protein stabilization; protein folding. Gene Ontology annotation, cellular component: cytoplasm. The transcript is spliced from 8 exons. Bases 141 to 1292 code for a protein of 383 amino acids.